CCUCUUUAGGAAAUGGGAGGAGACUGCGGUUACUAUAUGGGAUUGAUGGAAUUAGAGCCCAGAGUGCCUUUCUUCUGACCAUUCUCACCUGCGCACCAAGCAGGGCAUGGUGAUUCCAUGCUUAUUGACCUGGAUUGUGGCAUGGGGACUGUGGAUGAUGGUAACUGGUGGGCCUAGCCACUCUUUGGCCCACCACAAACUGGUCUGGGGACAUGGCCCGAAGGGCUCUCAAGCUUGCUUCAUGGACCGGCAUGGCUCUUGCUGCCUCUGGCUUCUUCCUCUACAGCAACAAGUACUUGGAUCCUAAUGACUUUGGUGCUGUCAGGGUGGGCAGAGCAGUUGCAACGACAGCUGUCAUCAGUUAUGACUAUCUCACUUCCUUGAGGAGUGUCCCCUAUGGUUCAGAGGAGUACUUGCAGCUUCUAUCCAAGGUGCACCUCCGUUCUGCCAGGCGUCUCUGCGAGCUCUGCUGUGCCAACCGGGGCACUUUCAUCAAGGUGGGCCAGCACCUGGGCGCUCUGGACUACCUGCUGCCUGAGGAGUAUACCAGCACGCUGAAGGUGCUGCACAGCCAGGCUCCACAGAGCAGCAUGCAAGAGGUCCGCCGGGUCAUCCGUGAGGACCUGGGCAAAGAGAUCCAUGAUUUGUUCAUGAGCUUUGAUGACACCCCCCUGGGGGCCGCCUCCCUGGCCCAGGUCCACAAGGCAGUGCUGCAUGAUGGGCGGACGGUGGCUGUGAAGGUCCAGCAUCCAAAGGUACAGGCUCAGAGCUCGAAGGACAUUCUCCUGAUGGAGGUGCUCGUCCUGGCUGUGAAGCAGCUGUUUCCAGAGUUUGAAUUCAUGUGGCUGGUGGACGAGGCCAAGAAGAACCUGCCUUUGGAGCUGGAUUUCCUCAACGAAGGGAGGAAUGCCGAGAGAGUGGCCCAAAUGCUCAAGCACAUUGACUUCUUAAAGGUCCCCCGCAUUUACUGGGAGCUGUCCACCAAGCGGGUCCUUCUGAUGGAGUUUGUGGAUGGCGGCCAGGUCAAUGACAGAGACUACAUGGAGAAGAACAAGAUUGAUGUCAAUGAGAUUUCACGCCACCUGGGAAAAAUAUACAGCGAGAUGAUCUUUGUCAAUGGUUUUGUGCACUGCGACCCCCACCCUGGCAACGUGCUGGUGCGGAAGCACCCGGGCACAGGAAGGGCAGAGAUUGUCCUGUUGGACCACGGGCUCUACCAGGUGCUUACGGAGGAGUUUCGGCUGGAUUACUGCCACCUCUGGCAGUCGCUGAUUUGGACUGACAUGGAGAGAGUGAAGAAGUACAGCCAGCGCCUGGGAGCCGGGGACCUCUACCCUUUGUUUGCCUGUAUGCUGACGGCCCGGUCUUGGGACUCGGUCAACAGGGGCAUCAGCCAAGCUCCGGUCACCGCCACUGAGGACUCAGAGAUCCGCAACAAUGCCGCCAACUACCUCCCCGAGAUCAGCCAGCUCCUCAACCACGUGCCUCGCCAGAUGCUGCUCAUCUUCAAGACCAAUGACUUGCUCCGUGGGAUUGAGGCUGCCCUGGGCACCCGUGCCAGUGCCAGCUCCUUCCUCAACAUGUCACGUUGCUGCAUCAGAGCGCUGGCCACGCACAAGAAGAAGAGUACCUGUUCGUCCUUCAGAAGGGCCCAGAUCUCUUUCAGCGAGGCCUUCGACUUAUGGCAGAUCAACCUUCAUGAACUCAUUCUGCGUGUGAAGGGGUUGAAGCUGGCCAGCUGGAUCUUGGCCUUUCUUUGCUGGCUGUUGCCCACUCCAUACUGAGUGGACUUGCUGUCCCCUUUCCCUUUCCAGUGUGAUUCUGUGGUGGGCAAGUUGACUUUUCACUCCACUCCUCUGUCAUGUCUCCACCCAGGUGCCCUAUUUCUGUCACAUGGUGGCCUGGGACCCCACGAUCAUUGUCCAUGGCACCACUAUACUUCACACCUCUGGAAUCCCUCCCCUAUGCUGUAGCCCUUGUCUCUGGGCCCACAAGCUGUCCCCUGCAGUAGGCUUCUCCCCUGAUCCAGGGAGAUGGCCCACCACUCUAGGUGGGUGCCAUGGGGCUGGAUGUCACCCUACUUCCGGUAACAACUCCUGUUGUCAGCAUGGACCAUGAAUCCCACUGACUUCCUACAUGAAUUCCUACAUUUAACUUGUGGGCACUUUGAUUUUGUUGGAAGAGAGCAUUGUUUCUGAUCUUGCUGGGAACAGAUUCCCUCUCCUUGUCCUGUCAUUCCCCAGAGGUGUUGCACCUGAGCAAGGUGGCUCGGCAUCCAGGGCAUGAGUUCACUGCUGUCACGGUGACCCCUUUGGUGUUUUAUAUACUGUGUUUCAAUAAAACCCCUUGAGGGUUGCAGGGAA
Molecule: messenger RNA, 2363 nt
Organism: Neofelis nebulosa (Clouded leopard)
Lineage: Eukaryota; Metazoa; Chordata; Mammalia; Carnivora; Felidae
Gene: ADCK1
Product: aarF domain containing kinase 1
Exons: 11
Coding region: 213-1784 (523 amino acids)
Biological process (GO): lipid homeostasis; protein phosphorylation; mitochondrion organization
Cellular component (GO): mitochondrial inner membrane
Molecular function (GO): protein kinase activity; ATP binding
Source: RefSeq, a predicted model, not a curated record